CCGGGAGCGGGGAGGGGAGCGGAUCCCGCCGGGAGCGGUACCGGGAGCGGCACCGGGAGCGGAUCCCGCCGGGAGCGGUACCGGGAGCGGGGCGGGACCCGGAUCCCGCCGCUCUGGCCGCCCUGGGAUGAUCCCGUGCCAGGGGGAUGGACAGGAGUACCUUGCCAGCAGUGGCACAAGAGCUCUUGAGAGAGAUCAAAAAGGCUUUCCAGGAGACCUCACGGGUCCCUGAUGACCUGCUGCUGGGACUGAAGUUCAUUUUUGGCCCAUCUGCAGUCCCAGCUCUGGAUCUGGUGGAUCAGCGUUCUGUCACCCAGGUCAGGUCCCCCAGUGGAAGGACUCUCUACCAGGUCCUUGGAAGCUCAGGCAAACUCUACACCUGCUACAGCUCCUGCCACUUCUGCACGUGCCCUGCCUUUGAGUUUUCUGUGUUGCAGAAGAGUGAGAGCCUUCUGUGCAAACACAUCCUGGCUGUCUACCUCAGCCAGGCCAUGGGAGCCUGCCAGGAACUGGCUGUAUCUGAGGAGCAGCUCACAAACAUCCUCCUGGCUGAGGAAGAGGAUGAAGGAUGAAGGAUUUGGAUCACUCCUGGCUGUGUAGCUGGCGUUUUUAAUAUCUACAGGGCUGUCAAAUGCUCAUUGUGGUUAGUAGAUUUCUUCCUGUGCUGCAGCAAAGCAUGAUGUUAAUUACCAGCCUGGUACUGAUAAAUUAAUUAGGCCUGUGUUGA
Molecule: messenger RNA, 727 nt
Organism: Parus major (Great Tit)
Lineage: Eukaryota; Metazoa; Chordata; Aves; Passeriformes; Paridae
Gene: ZSWIM7
Product: zinc finger SWIM-type containing 7
Exons: 6
Coding region: 147-572 (141 amino acids)
Biological process (GO): double-strand break repair via homologous recombination
Cellular component (GO): Shu complex
Molecular function (GO): zinc ion binding
Source: RefSeq, a predicted model, not a curated record